This is a messenger RNA of Vitis vinifera (wine grape), 1629 nucleotides long. RefSeq names its product zinc-finger homeodomain protein 9. The record is from RefSeq and is a predicted model, not a curated record. The transcript has a single exon. Gene Ontology annotation, cellular component: nucleus. Gene Ontology annotation, molecular function: DNA-binding transcription factor activity; transcription cis-regulatory region binding. Lineage: Eukaryota; Viridiplantae; Streptophyta; Magnoliopsida; Vitales; Vitaceae. Gene Ontology annotation, biological process: regulation of developmental process; regulation of DNA-templated transcription. Bases 380 to 1405 code for a protein of 341 amino acids.
CUGCUUUUGGGUGUUGGGUUAGGCAGUGAGAACUCGGUGACUCGGUGGGUGGAGUCGGAGUGGGGGAGUGAGCGGCAGGUGUAUUUAUUACACAACAUCUAACCCUGGGUGGGGUCAGCAAGUUAACCAUGGAUUAGAACCAGAGUUAAAAAAACAAGUGGUUAAGAAGGACAACCACAAAACCGAGAUUUUUAUUAUCAACACUCUCAACAGUCAUCACUCAUCAUCAUCAUCAUCAACAAAAAUUUCUUCAGCUGAAAAAACCAACUAUUUUCUUUUUCUUUUUCUUUUUUUUUUUAAGGUUUUGGGUUUGUGGGUUGUGGAAUUUUGAUUUUGGAUGGGUGGGGAAACCCUAAUGAGGGGUUUUGAGUAUUGAAGCAUGGAGGUGAGUGCUGCUGCUGCUGCUGUUGUUGCUGAUACUGGCGCUGGGGCCGCCGUUGGUGGCGGUGUUAAGAGUCCGGAAGCCGAGACAGAGACGCCGACGCAGAUCCAACCCAGGAAGGGGUUGUCCUUGACGAACGGGGUGUUGAAGAGGCACCAACAACACCACCACCACCACCACCACCAUUUCGCGGCGCCCCAGGUGGUGGUGGCGUACAAGGAAUGUCUCAAGAACCACGCGGCUAGCUUGGGGGGCCACGCGUUGGAUGGGUGUGGCGAGUUCAUGCCCUCGCCGACCGCCACCUCAGCCGACCCGACCUCGCUGAAAUGCGCUGCCUGCGGGUGCCACCGGAACUUCCACCGCCGAGAGCCGGACGACCCGCCCCCCACCACCCACGUCAUCGAGUACCAGCCCCACCACCGCCACCAGCCCCCGCCUCCCCCGCCGCGCCCGCGCAGCCCCAAUUCCCCCUCUCCGCCGCCGAUCUCCUCCUCCUACUACCCCUCCGCGCCGCACAUGCUGCUCGCCCUCUCCGCAGGCAUCUCCGGCCCCCCUGAGAACGCCCCUCCCAUUUCCUCUUCCCCCGCCUCGGGCGCCAACGGGCGGAAGCGGUUCCGUACCAAAUUCAGCCAAGGGCAGAAGGAGAAGAUGUUCGAAUUCGCGGAGAGAGUUGGGUGGAAGAUGCAGAAGCGAGACGAAGAGCUAGUGGCGGAGUUCUGCAAUGAAGUUGGGGUCGACAAAGGAGUUCUAAAGGUGUGGAUGCAUAACAACAAGAACACCUUCGGCAAACGAGACGUCAAUGGCAGCAGAACCAGUCUCGACGACAACAACGAGAACAACGAGAACAACGAGAACACCGAGAACACCGAGACCAACGAGACCAACGAGAACAACGACAACACCCCUCACACCAUGGAAACCAUCCACCAUACCCCAAAUCACAACCACACCAACCCCAACCCCAACAACAACGAUACUACCACUGCACAUCUCGCCACUAAUGGUUCUUCUUCAUCUUCUUGAUCUUCCUUCCCAAUCUUCUUUCCCCCCACCAAUGAAAAAUAAGCAUUAGAAAAUAGAGAUUAAGAACUGUAUUAGAGUUUAUUAAUUAGCUAUUUCUUUUCCUUUUCCUUUUUUUUUUUUUUUUUUUUAAUUUUCCUUGUUUAGUUUUUAUUAAUGAUGCUGAGGAGAUAACAACGAACUGAAAAGGGAAUUCAUUUUGAUAAUUUCCUUUCUUCUUUUGUUAA